This is a messenger RNA of Cyprinodon variegatus (sheepshead minnow), 3606 nucleotides long. It is a transcript of the gene adamts8, whose product is annotated as ADAM metallopeptidase with thrombospondin type 1 motif 8. Gene Ontology annotation, biological process: extracellular matrix organization; proteolysis. Bases 245 to 2815 code for a protein of 856 amino acids. The transcript is spliced from 8 exons. Gene Ontology annotation, molecular function: metalloendopeptidase activity. Lineage: Eukaryota; Metazoa; Chordata; Actinopteri; Cyprinodontiformes; Cyprinodontidae. Gene Ontology annotation, cellular component: extracellular matrix. The record is from RefSeq and is a predicted model, not a curated record.
AUUGGAUCCGUGCGGUUUUUUCCGCUACUUUCUGGUGAAGCGCUGGUGGGAGGAGAAUUUCCAGCAAGUAGGGAUAUCAGAAAUAAACCCCGUCCUGUCUGAGGGAAGAGCAGGACAUAUAAAUACCCCUGAUGUGUCCAGACUGCAGUGGAACUGCUUAGAGGAACGCAGACAGUUGAGAAACAGGCCGGACGCACCGCUUCCUAAACAUUACGCUUCAUUUCUCCCCUGCUGCAGCCAGAAGAUGCGCAUCUAUGCCUGCUUCGCCUCCUGGUUCCUCUGCUGGUUCAGCGGAGCGCUCGCCUCCCGCUUUGAAUCGGAGGAUGUUGUACCUGUUAGGAUGAACGGCCGAAUCAGAGGGCGCUUCUGGAAAAGGAGCGAGGAGAACCCGGUGUUUACGCUCAGAGCUUUCGGCAGGAACCUGACUCUCAACCUCAUCCCGGACUCCAGCUUUCUAUCGCCGUCCUUCACCAUCCAGCGCAUUAGAGCCGCGGAUGGAGGCGCUUUGCGCAGCGGCUCAGGUGCCCGAGCCGACCUGCGCUCCGGCCCCUGGGGCCCCAUGAACCGGACAGAGGAGAGCGGAGGACGGCUGCAAAGCUGCUUUUACUCCGGUAACGUGGGUGAGGACCAGAACUCGCUCGUAGCGGUUAGUCUGUGUUCGGGCAUCUUUGGCUCCUUCAUCACGGAGGGGAAGGAGUAUCUGAUCGAGCCCAAAGUGCGCAGCGCCCGGGGGCCGGACUCUGCCGAGCGGCUGCAUGUGAUCAGGAGGAGGACAGCCGCCGACAGCCCCGCGCUCCCCCUCUUGUUUGAUGGCUCUGCGGAGGCGCGCGGAGCGGAAAGUUUUACGCGCGGCAGCGGUGACGCACGGAGGGAAGCUCGACGCAGACGCUUCGUUUCAGAGCCACGGUUCAUAGAAACCCUGGCUGUGGCAGACUCAACCAUGACCCACUUCUAUGGAGAUGAGAUAAAGUACUACAUCCUCACCCUCAUGUCCAUGGCGGCUCAGAUCUACAAGCACCCCAGCAUUAAGAACUCUGUGAACAUAGUGGUGGUGAAGAUGCUGGUGGUGGAGGAUGAGGAGAUUGGACCCAAGAUCUCCAGCAAUGGAGGCGUGGCUCUAAGAAACUUCUGCUCCUGGCAGCAGAUCUUCAACCCACCAAGCCAGAGGCAUCCAGAGCACUAUGACACGGCCAUGCUGUUCACUAGAGAGGACAUCUGUGGACAAAAGAGCUGCGACACUCUGGGUGUGGCAGAUGUCGGGACGAUGUGUGAUCCCAAGAGGAGCUGCUCGGUUAUCGAGGACAACGGCCUGCAAGCUGCCUUCACUGCUGCACAUGAGCUCGGCCAUGUGCUGAGCAUGCCGCACGACGACUCCAAGACGUGCGAGAAGCUGUUUGGGGACCUGGGAGGGCAUUUCCUGAUGGCCCCUCUGUUUGUCAGCCUCAACAUAUCAGCACCUUGGUCUCCCUGCAGCGCCCUCUACAUCACCGAGUUCUUUGACAACGGCCACGGUGAGCGACGCUCUGUUUCAGGCCCACAGACGGUUGUGGAUGGCAGCUGGAGCUCGUGGGGACCGUGGCAGCAGUGCUCCAGGACAUGCGGAGGUGGGGUGGAGUUCUCCUACAGAGAGUGUGCUGACCCUGUGCCUCAGAAUGGAGGGAAAUACUGUGAGGGACAGAGAGUUCGGUACCAGUCCUGCAACACAGACCCGUGUGACACCAGUGAAGGUAAAAGCUUCAGAGAAGAGCAGUGUGAGAAGUACAAUAGUCCCAAUUACCUGGACUACAGUGGGAAGAUGAAACAAUGGAUCCCAAAGUACGCUGGAGUUUCCCCCAGAGACCGCUGUAAGCUGUUCUGCAGAGCAAGGGGCAGCAGUGAAUUUAAGGUGUUUGAAUCAAAGGUGAUUGACGGGACAACCUGCGGCCCCGACACCACAUCAGUGUGCGUUCAGGGCCAGUGUGUGAAAGCAGGCUGCGACCAGGUGAUCGGAUCUAACAAGAGGGUGGAUAAGUGUGGAGAGUGUGGAGGAAAUGGGCUCAACUGCAGAAAGAUAACAGGCUCCUACAACAAAGCAAUCUAUGGCUACAGUGACAUUGUCACGAUUCCUGUUGGUGCUACCAACAUUGACAUCAAGCAGAGGAGCCAUCGAGGAAUCAAGCAUGACGGGAACUACCUCGCUGUGAAAAGAGAAAACGGCGCUUAUAUCCUCAACGGUAACUUCUCUGUAUCCACAGUGGAACAGGACAUUCCCGUACUUGGAGCAGUGUUGAAGUACAGCGGCUCCUCCACUACAUUAGAAAGGAUCCAGAGCUUCAGGCAGCUGAAGGAAGCCAUAACCAUCCAGGUCCUGGCCACAGGUGGGGAUGCCAAUCCUCCUAAGAUCAAAUAUACCUUUUUCAUCCCCAAGGACGUGAUCUUUAACAAAUCUAAAGAAAAGAAGGGCUCCUACUUGUCUUUGCAUAUGAUCAGUGAUGCUCCUGACUGGGUGCUUGGAGAGUGGUCCGAGUGCUCCAAGAGCUGCGGCUCCGGGUGGUCCAGAAGGACCGUUGAAUGCAAAGACAGUGACGGCUUCUUCUCCAGCCAGUGUGACAAAGAGCUGAAGCCCACAGACAUCAGGCCUUGCGGGGAUCUACCGUGCCCCAUUUGGCAGAUGGGUCCUUGGUCUGCCUGCUCACGAACUUGUGGCCAUGGAGAGCGCCGCCGCAGUGUGUUCUGCAUCGACUACACUGGGAAGACUGUAGAAGCAGGGAAGUGUGAUCCAAAUAAAUCCCCGGAGCCAGUCUCGGGCGAAUGUAACAACUUUGACUGCUUAUGAAGAACAUGAUUUCAGUCAACUGUCCUUUUUUUGGUCGAAGUGCACAUACAAGCCCAGGAGGAAACAGUGAAUGGGAGCACCAGGAGCAGACAUUUAGGCACAAACAGCUACAGAUGCAAUCUUAACCAACAAGAAAUGCAAAUUUAACUUCUAGAGAAAAGUCUUCAGCUUUCACCUAAAAAUGCAAAGCAACUACCAUCUAAAUGCACCUUAGGUUCGUUUUAUUUCCUAGGAUCUAUAAGCUCUGGUGAACCUGCACUGUGGGUGAGGUACCUGUAACUGAAGGGGGGGCUGGAUGGACGUGUGAACCUCUCUAUCCCUGGAGCCAUCUUAUAUUCUGUCCAUGAUAGCAGAUAGUUGCAUCCGGUGACAUCAACGACUUUAUCUAUACAGAAGUUGUCUUUUGUUGACAUUUGACAACCACUAUAAAAGUUCUAAACAAUGAAAAUCUACCUCAGGAUGUACAUGUGACGAAGAGAUGUUUAAUUGCUAGUUGCUGUGUGGUUUCCCUUUAGUAAUAUUUAAAAAUAAAAGAUGAAAAUGUUUGGUACCAUUUGUCCUUAAACACAGAAGCUUUGCCCCCAGCUGUCCUUCUCUUUUUUGAGAGCUUUGGCGUCAUUUGCCUCCUUAGUGAGUAGGUACGAGGAAUUGAGGCAUGAUGUUUUUAAUUCUACGGAAGAUGUUUGGAUUUUUUAUUUUUUUUUCAUGCUGAUGGGAUGUAUUUAAAACAGCUCUUUUUCCCAAUUGGUUUAGGGUUAGCUUAGCCAUAGAACGAUGCAUUAGCAUUUAAU